Molecule: messenger RNA, 891 nt
Organism: Parnassius apollo (apollo)
Lineage: Eukaryota; Metazoa; Arthropoda; Insecta; Lepidoptera; Papilionidae
Source: the annotation of a GenBank genome assembly
AUGACGUGCGGGUGCACGUGCAGCGGCAGCACGCCUGGAGCACUGCGCAAGGGUUCUCAGCGUUACGUACCGAUGACUUGCGGGUGCACGUGCAGCAGUAGCACGCCUGGCGCACUGCACAAGGGUUCUCAGCGUAACGUACCGAUUACGUGUGGGUGCACGUGCAGCGGCAGUGCGCCUGGCGCACUGCGCAAGGGUUCUCAGCGUUACGUACCGAUGACGUGCGGGUGCACGUGCAGCGGCAGCACGCCUGGCGCACUGCGCAAGGGUUCUCAGAGUUACGUACCGAUGACUUGCGGGUGCACGUGCAGCGGCAGCACGCCUGGCGCACUGCGCAAGGGUUCUCAGCGUUACGUACCGACGACGUGCGGGUGCACGUGCAGCGGCAGCACGCCUGGCGCACUGCGCAAGGGUUCUCAGCGUUACGUACCAAUGACGUGCGGGUGCACGUGCAGCGGCAGCACGCCUGGCGCACUGCGCAAGGGUUCUCAGCGUUACGUACCGAUGACCUGCGGGUGCACGUGCAGCGGCAGCAAGCCUGGCGCACUGCGCAAGGGUUCUCAGCGUUACGUACCGAUGACGUGUGGGUGCACGUGCAGCGGCAGCACGCCUGGCGCACUGCGCAAUGGUUCUCAGCGUUACGUACCGAUGGGUUCUCAGCGUUACGUACCGAUGACGUGUGGGUGCACGUGCAGCGGCAGCACGCCUGGCGCACUGCGCAAGAGUUCUCAGCGUUACGUACCGAUGACUUGCGGGUGCACGUGCAGCGGCAGCACGCCUGGCGCACUGCGCAUGGGUUCUCAGCGUUACGUACCGAUGACUUGCGGGUGCACGUGCAGCGGCAGUACGCUUGGCGCACUGCGCAAGUUUCUCAGCGUUACGUACCGAUGA